Messenger RNA from Paralichthys olivaceus (Japanese flounder), 1201 nucleotides. RefSeq names its product cytochrome c-a-like. The record is from RefSeq and is a predicted model, not a curated record. Gene Ontology annotation, cellular component: mitochondrial intermembrane space. Gene Ontology annotation, molecular function: heme binding; electron transfer activity. Lineage: Eukaryota; Metazoa; Chordata; Actinopteri; Pleuronectiformes; Paralichthyidae. Gene Ontology annotation, biological process: mitochondrial electron transport, ubiquinol to cytochrome c; mitochondrial electron transport, cytochrome c to oxygen.
UUUGAUCUGUGUUGCUUCGAGUUUUUACAUCGGGUCUUAUCCCAGACAAAUCGCGACAACAAAGGAAUCUAAGACGUUUGGCAAAAGGGAGGAAACUUCCACCUGGAACCUCACUAUCCUGUCAGCCGCUGGUCAUGGGGGACAUCCAGAAAGGGAAGAAGGUAUUUGUCAAGAAAUGUUCCCAGUGUCACACAGUGGAAGAGGGGGGACGCCACAAGGUGGGACCCAACCUGUGGGGUCUGUUCGGGAGGAAGACGGGUCAGGCGUCCGGCUUCUCCUACACAAAGGCCAACAUUGAGAAAGGUAUCAUAUGGGACGAGAAAACACUGAAUGUCUACCUCGAAAACCCAAAGAAGUACAUUCCUGGCACCAAGAUGGUCUUCUCUGGGAUCAGGAAGAAAAAGGAGAGACAGGAUAUUAUAGCUUAUUUAAAGGAUGCCACCUCCUAGAAAUACUGUAGAACAAUCGUGCAGCUGCAGACCGCGGCAAUACACUGUACCUUUACAGUUUUGGUUUUAUUUCUGGGACUACCUUUUGUUGCAUUACAACUUUGUUCACAUGGAGACUGUUUUUAAUUAUCAUUGCUCCAGUCACUUCUCAGUCGGGGCUUCUUAAAGAGGCAGACUUCCUCUGGGCUUUUCUAAAAGCUGUCGUUUACUAAUGAAACCUACUGCUACUUGCACAGAAACAAUUUGGUUUCACACACUUAGCAUCUUCGCCACUUUAAAUCCUACUUCUUACUAUAACUGUAAUGGUAAUUGUUAUAGGGUUAUGUUUGUAUGUGUAUUACUUGUUGGGUCUCUUUCUGUUUAUAAGUGGUUUUAUACUUGGGUAAAUUUUAAAAGGUUUUAGCGUUUUGGUCACAAGCUGUAGCUGACCCCAAAAUCUCUUGGAUUUUGUUUGUGUGUGUCUGAAGGAUGAUAUUGGCAUGUUAGAGCCAAGUGUUAGUCGAAAAGAGGAGCAGCAAGGAGAAAAAGCUGUAACACCGGGGUGUUCGCCUGGACCACCCGGACCUCCAGGACCCCGGGGACCAGACGUAAGGCUGUGUUUCAAAAUAAAAUACCACACACUGUAGAUUUCAAAGCAGAAGUCAGUGUCCUGCAGCUCAUGAAAAUGUUGUCAAUGAAUAUACAAUGUGAUGUUAAUGUGCAUUUGUAAUUUGUGAUAGUUUUUGGUUACACUACAUUUAAAUAAAAAUAUA